Molecule: messenger RNA, 390 nt
Organism: Psilocybe cubensis
Lineage: Eukaryota; Fungi; Basidiomycota; Agaricomycetes; Agaricales; Agrocybaceae
Exons: 1
Coding region: 1-390 (129 amino acids)
Source: RefSeq, a predicted model, not a curated record
AUGUGGCCCUUUAUAAUCACCCGCACCUACGUGUUUUCAAAGGUUUUACCAGCUUCAAAGGAAGAGAUUUUGCAAAUCGUUCACGACCCGAUUCAAUCCAUUCAACUCAGUCCUCUGUGCCAAGAUGCCAAAGCAGAUCCCAACGAUCCAAAGUGGUUCACCGUUACAGAAAUGUUGCCACUAUUGGGUGGUCUGCUCGAAUCAAAGACUACAAUUAGAUGCGGCUUCGAAAACGAUAAAGAUGGGAGAUACACAGAAGUAUUUGCUGGGUUAGGAACGCACAUGGAUUCCACUGUACGAGUAGAAGAAGUCAAUGAGGGUACCAAAUAUACAGAGGUCGUAGUUUUGAAAGCAAGUCAGCCUGCCCUCUUCCGAUGGAUCACACUCUGA